AAUUUCAACCAGCUGAUAUCGAUUGGACGACAGGGCUGCACCUCACAAAUAAAUAUAAAACCAAAAUAUUUAGGGAAAUUCAGUUGGAAGUAUAAUACAAAACGAAGAUGUCUGCCCUGCGCCGUGACGUGUCGCCUUUAAUCCAGCGCAUUCGGGCCUUCCUCCUGGGUCGGGAGCACAACUUGGCCCUGCGCUUUGAGGACGGACUCGCCGAUCGCACCCAGCCACAGCCGUCAAUCCCGGAUGGACCGUCGCAUCUACUCUCGGCCAACUACUACUGCCAGCGGGAUGCACGUCGCGAGGUGCUGCCGCCCAUCGACCUGGUGGAGCAGCAAAAGCAGCUGGCGGCUGAUGGUGGUGAAGCGGCGAAGGCCACGUCUUCCAAGCUGCCCACUCCGGGCAAGAUCUAUGCCUGGGAUUAAUGGGCCGCUUCCACGCAGGAAUCGCCUUUUUUGAGUUGUAGUACGAGCCGGUUAAAGCUAAUAUAGAAUCAAAUUGAAA
Messenger RNA from Drosophila teissieri, 501 nucleotides. RefSeq names its product NADH dehydrogenase [ubiquinone] 1 alpha subcomplex subunit 7 (gene ND-B14.5A). Lineage: Eukaryota; Metazoa; Arthropoda; Insecta; Diptera; Drosophilidae. Gene Ontology annotation, cellular component: mitochondrial inner membrane. Gene Ontology annotation, biological process: ATP synthesis coupled electron transport; mitochondrial electron transport, NADH to ubiquinone. The coding region runs from base 108 to 422 and encodes 104 amino acids. The record is from RefSeq and is a predicted model, not a curated record. The transcript is spliced from 2 exons.